Messenger RNA from Rhagoletis pomonella (apple maggot), 1502 nucleotides. RefSeq lists its product as uncharacterized. The transcript is spliced from 5 exons. Gene Ontology annotation, cellular component: early endosome membrane. The record is from RefSeq and is a predicted model, not a curated record. Bases 584 to 1312 code for a protein of 242 amino acids. Gene Ontology annotation, molecular function: phosphatidylinositol phosphate binding. Gene Ontology annotation, biological process: protein transport. NCBI's taxonomy places the organism in Eukaryota, Metazoa, Arthropoda, Insecta, Diptera, Tephritidae.
CAAAUGCAUACUUCAAUAUUGAAGUACCUUCAAAACCCGGCUGGCAGCACCAACGCUUGCAAAUAACGUACGUUCUUGCUUAGUGCAGGCGCUAAUUCAUUCAUUUCAUACACAACUUGUAUUUUGUAUUGCAGAGUGAUUAGUCAAAUAUCAAAAACUAACAAAGGGUUUAAUAAUAAACAAAAGGUGUUUGAACCGAUAAGGUAAAUAAAGAGUUAACGUUUGAGCGAUUUAAUAACAAGGGCGAUAAACGAAAUUCUUUCCAUCUGCUAGUUAUUAAAUAACAGCAAUACAUUUUAUUGUAACAUACUAACCAUACAUGCAAUACAUUGUGCUCCAGAUUGAAUAUGACUCUCUAAACCUCCGUACUUCUCAAGAAAUGGCAUACGUGAGAUGAAUAAUUUUAAUUUGUUACAGUCGGCACAUUAACUCUUUACUGAAGCCAGCUAAGAAAACAACAAAAAACAACCAGUUUUUAUAUCAACAGCGAAACUAUUUCUAAUUAACUUUACAUUUAGUGAUUUAGCGAUUGUUACUUUUAAUUAAAACGAAUUAGUAUAAUAAUUUCUAAGUGCGCGCAGCAAUGGCCAGAAGGACACAAGUGCACUCUGUCGGUAUAAGCGAUAAUACCGAAGAGCUCGAAAGUCCGGAAACUAUAGAAUCCGCUUCGCUAGCUAUACAAGAUGUCCCUUCAAAAGCCGCACAAAAAGACUCUUCCAUUAUCGAUCCACAACCUGCAAGCAUACAACGUCGCUAUACUUCUAUAUUUCCAACUAAGAUGUCUUCAGUGUAUUUUCCCAAUAAGGUCCUUGUUGGAAAUUUUUCGGCUGAUUUAAUAGCAGAACGUAGUGCUGCCUUUAAGACAUUCCUCAGUCAUGUCGUCAGUUGCAGUACAUUACGCGACACGGCUGCGUUUUUACACUUUCUUCAAGAUCACGAACUAGCCAAGGCAUGUCAACUCUUGGACGAGCGUCGCAACGAAAUGGCUAUUCCAUUGCUAGAGAAUUGUUUUCGGUUACUAAAUAAAAUUUUCAUGGAUCGUUCCCGGGCUGUCCUAUUAAUUUUGUGUCGUCUUGUUGCUGCCUGCACCAUGUCACCGGUGCCGCAUCAUUCGGCCGAACGCUGGGCAACGUUGGCGCUGAGCCGUUACGAUACAUUGUGUGACAUUGAUCUCCUACAAUUAUAUAUUCCAUUACUACACACAUGCACACAUCUUUGGUGGCAGCGGGGUUUUGAUCAAAAGCCGCUAAAAAAUUGUCCUACACUUAUCCAGGCUAUUCACAAGCUGGAUCCGCGCACUGAAACUAUAUAAAUAAUAUAUGCAUUCAUACAUUCAUAUAUAAAAUAUUGAAAAAUAGUGCACAUGCAUACAUAUUAGGGUGGUCAAAAAAUGCAUGUGAAAAAGUAGUCGAAAUUUUAAUGCCGCCACCCCUAGGAUUGUUCUAUACGAAAAAAGAUAUACCCCUAUCUUUUUAUUUCGAAAUCAAAAGAUAUUUAGAGAG